Messenger RNA from Penaeus monodon (black tiger shrimp), 812 nucleotides. RefSeq names its product protein Star-like. The record is from RefSeq and is a predicted model, not a curated record. Lineage: Eukaryota; Metazoa; Arthropoda; Malacostraca; Decapoda; Penaeidae.
ACAGAAUCUUAGGAGGAAAAUGAAAGGGGAAUUUAGUUUACAUUUGUCUGGUGGCUCCUUGGCUGUGAAGACCGCGGAAUAUGUCGGUGGAUAAAACUCGAGUUAACAGGUGGGUGAGCCUGUGCCUUCUGGUGGUACUUGGCAUCUUCGGGCUUGUGCUUCUCCUACAGCUGGCAGCCAAGGUAUUCGGGCCGUCAAAAUCUUCGUGUACAAAACAAGUCUGCUUGUCCAAGUUCCUCCAAGGGCCCCCUGCUUUCAACGACGAAGCUCUGGCCUCCCACCUCAAGAGUAACUACUUCACUCCUGCAGCCUCCGUGGACUACAACUUGUCCGGUGUUGUGGGUUAUAAACCGUACCAUAAUGAUGUGCUUGACUUUAUCAAGGAAUGGUUCAAAAAUAAGAUGCCAAUGUCGUACCCAAAAGGCAGUCCGCAGGAUGAGGAGGCGGCAAUCCAACAGCUGGGCAGGACGAAGCUGCACCAGCUGUGGCAGGAGGCAGACAUCGACCUUGAAAAAUUCGAGGUCCAGUGCAUCCCCCUUGAGAACCUCAUCUACGCAGCGGGCAUAACCUCCUCGAUCGACCUCCUGGUGCUCGACAUGUCUGGCACUGACCUCGACGUCAUGCUCAACACGAAGCUCGAGAUGGUGCCUGAUAUGGAGAUGAUUAUCAUCAACGCCAACGGAGCUGACAUCGGGUCUGACGUCGGGGGCUAUUUCCUAGAGCGGAAUAUGGUCGUCAAGAAAAUCCGGGGCGCCAGCCAGACCGAAGCCACAUACAUCCUGGCCAAAUUCGACGCGCGAAGAGACCUCUAG